Molecule: messenger RNA, 1281 nt
Organism: Bombus impatiens (common eastern bumble bee)
Lineage: Eukaryota; Metazoa; Arthropoda; Insecta; Hymenoptera; Apidae
Product: probable ATP-dependent RNA helicase ddx42
Exons: 5
Coding region: 1-999 (332 amino acids)
Source: RefSeq, a predicted model, not a curated record
AUGUUAUGUUCUUAUAUCGUGCUCUUUUUCUUUAUCCAACGCAGGUUUUGUGCAUCUGACUUGAUUGCUCCGCAGAAUAACGAACAAUCAAGAUCUUCUUUGUCAGACUCUGUGCAAAAAAAGACCGAUGAAGAGUAUGCAAUUUUCGACGAGGAGAAGACAAGUAAGGAAAGUAGUUCCAUUUAUAAUAGGGGGCAACUAGGAUUUAAUGAACGUAAGCGAGAUGAAAAGAGAUACGGCAACCAAGAUACAGCACAGAAAGGGCAUGACAAAGGAAGGCAUAGUUUAGGAGAAUUCGAAGUCGUCGAUCACGAGAAGAAUUCUUUUGAAUGGCAUGGUAGUGGAUAUUACAAAAAAGGGCAUCACAGGACCGGUUUCAGCAACAACUACCAUAAGGACGAGUCAGGAAAUAAUUCAAGCUUUUACGAGGACAGGGAUGACGAAGGGGGGCAUAGGUCGUCCGGGAAUACCGGUGGAUAUUAUGGGCAAAAAUCGCAGAACUCGUUUAGGGACGGUUCGCGCGAUGUAUCUUACCUUGAAAAAGAUAAGGCACAACAGGGAAUAUAUGACAAUAGGAAAAAUAUUAACGAUUAUCAUGGUCAUAUCCAAGGAUAUAACAACGAUCGAUAUAUAGAUGAUAGAAGGAAUUAUCUGAGGAACGAAGCACGACAUUAUUUUGAUAAAAAUAAGGAAGAUAUAUACAAUCAUAAAGAAAGGCAUUGUCCAAUUACUUAUCGUAAUAACGAUCGUGUGCCCUCGCUCGGAUAUUCGCAUCAUUACGUGGAUACAUUACUUGGAGGAUAUUACAGAGAAAAUCCGUACAUUAUACCUUAUUUAAAAGAUUAUAGAUAUUUUCCACAUCGACAAAGAGAUUACCAACAAGAAAUAUAUCACCCUUAUACAAGUGUUUACACUAAAAACAAUCGAGGCGAUUUUGAUGAUAACGAAUACUUAAAGAAAUAUAGGAAUGAUUUUAAUAAUGCAUAUCACGGAAUUUAGAACUUGAUUUUGCAACGUAAAGUAUAGAUGCAAUACUAGAUAGUACACCAGAAGGUCUACCACCAUCAUGAAUAAAGGAUACGACAAGGCUUCUGCAACUUUAUUAAAUUCAUUAUAAAAACGGUACUUUAACUUUGAUAAUUUUAUAGCCAUUUUAAUUUUUGUAUGAAAAUGUCCUUUCUGCGAAGUCGUCUGCUACUUACGUGUGAUGUUUGGUUGCAUAUUUACGGUGUUAUCGUAGAGAGUAAAAUGCAGCAUAGUUAAAUAUACAUUAAAAGCAUU